ACCCGGAAGUCGGCCUCGCAGUCUGGUUUCAGUGCGGCUCCGGGAGGGCGGGACCCUGUGAGGGCUGCGAUCCCACCGUGGGUAGGGAGAGAGCGCUGCAGAGGGACCCGCGCCCUUGCCCCGCCCCGAUAGGGAAGCGAGUUUGGCCAGCCCGCGGGUGAAGGCGCGGCUCACGUCCCGAAGGGAGGGGCGGGAUGGACGGGCUCCUAACUCCCAGGGAGUCCGCAAAAUUCAUUGCAGAGAAUAGCCGGGACGUGUUCAUUGACGGCGGAGGAGUGCGGAGGGUGGCCGAGCUGCUGCUCGCCAAGGCCUCGGGGCCCGAGCUGCACCUGGGGGGCUGGAAGGCCCUUCACGAGCUGAAUCCCCGGGCGGCCGACGAGGCCGCGGUCAACUGGGUAUUCGUGACAGACACGCUCAACUUCUCCUUCUGGUCGGAGCACGACGAGCACAAAUGUCUGGUGGGGUACCGGGGGAAGACGUACAGCGGGUACUGGUCCCUGUGCGCCGCGCUCAACAGAGCCCUCGACGAAGGGAUACCUAUAACCAGUGCUUCCUACUAUGCCACCGUGACCCUGGAUCAGGUUCAGCAUAUAUUCCGUUCUGACACGGACGUUCCCAUGCCUUUGAUCGAGGAGAGGCAUCGGAUUCUUAAUGAAACCGGGAAGAUUCUGCUUGAGAAGUUCGAAGGCUCUUUUCUUAAUUGCGUCCGAAAAAGUGAAAAAAGUGCACAGAAGUUAAUGCACCUGGUAGUUGAAAGCUUUCCUUCUUACAGAGAUGUGACACAGUUUGAGGGGGAAAGAGUUUCUUUCUACAAACGGGCCCAAAUCCUCGUGGCAGAUACGUGGAGUGUGUUAGAGGGGAAAGGAGACGGCUGCUUUGACGACAUCUCCAGUAUCACCAUGUUUGCCGACUAUAGAUUACCUCAGGUUCUUGUUCACCUGGGAGCCCUGAAAUACUCCAAGGAACUACUGGAAAAGCUUCUCAAAGGAGAAAUGCUCUCAUACGGGGAUAGGCAAGAGGUGGAAAUCAGAGGGUGCUCACUUUGGUGUGUUGAACUGAUCCGGGAUUGCCUUCUGGAGCUUAUUGAAAAAAAGGGUGAAAAAACUAGCGGAGAGAUCAAUUCCGUUCUUCUGGAUUAUUACUUGUGGGACUACGCCCGUGACCACAGGGAAGAUAUGAAGGGAAUUCCCUUUCAUCACACGCGCUGCAUAUAUUAUUGAUCCAAAGUGUAAACGGAUCCGAAGAAGACUUGCAUUUUUGUAUCACAUAAUCAUUUGUACAGUUUUGCCUUGAUAGUAAGAGAAUGCAGUAGACGUUACAGCAACAGGAAACGUGAUUACCCAGUCUCAUUUAAAAAAUGUUUCCCGACUUAC
This is a messenger RNA of Ailuropoda melanoleuca (giant panda), 1373 nucleotides long. RefSeq names its product Q-nucleotide N-glycosylase 1 (gene QNG1). Bases 195 to 1220 code for a protein of 341 amino acids. NCBI's taxonomy places the organism in Eukaryota, Metazoa, Chordata, Mammalia, Carnivora, Ursidae. The record is from RefSeq and is a predicted model, not a curated record. The transcript is spliced from 4 exons.